This is a messenger RNA of Echinostoma caproni, 453 nucleotides long. The record is from the annotation of a GenBank genome assembly. NCBI's taxonomy places the organism in Eukaryota, Metazoa, Platyhelminthes, Trematoda, Plagiorchiida, Echinostomatidae.
AUGUUGGUUUUCAUAUGCUCUGAUAUUUCUGGUCUUUUUUCCCAACUCUGCUCCCUGCGCAGAAUCAACGUGCUGGGUCAUAUGCAACAAGGAAACGAACCGUCUCCGUUUGACCGAAACUUGGGCACAAAAUUUGGCUCCAAAGCGAUCGAUUGGCUGCAUGAUCAAAUCAAUCUCGGGUUACGGCCAGAUGGCACAGUCCAUUGUCCAGAUCCGUCAUCUUGCACUCUUCUUGGAGUGAUUCGACAGAAUUCUACCUUCACAGAGGUCCUCAAACUGAGGGAGAAUACCGAUUUCAAACCUUUCCGAUCUCUUUUGACGAUUGCUGCCCGGAGUGUAACGCCCGAGGCGCAUAUCACUACUGGUCGCGAGCGUAUGCGUAACGCAAAGCGACAUGGGCAGCUAACUUACUUGAAUCGUGUGGGUCUGUGCUGGGAGGGUAGACUUUUCUAG